Messenger RNA from Nematocida ausubeli, 597 nucleotides. Its product is annotated as thymidylate kinase. Lineage: Eukaryota; Fungi; Microsporidia. The coding region runs from base 1 to 597 and encodes 198 amino acids. Gene Ontology annotation, molecular function: dTMP kinase activity; ATP binding. The transcript has a single exon. Gene Ontology annotation, cellular component: nucleus; cytosol; cytoplasm. Gene Ontology annotation, biological process: dUDP biosynthetic process; dTDP biosynthetic process; dTTP biosynthetic process. The record is from RefSeq and is a predicted model, not a curated record.
AUGCAAAAAAGCCUUUUUGUCGUCAUAGAAGGAAUUGACCGAAGCGGAAAGUCGUCCUUAGUUGCAGCCUUGAAGACAAGUCUGGCAUCGCACGGUGUUGUAGCAGAUGUAAUAAGCUACCCAAAUAGGAAGAACAUGACUGGAAUGCUAAUAUCACAGGUUCUUGCAGGUGAUAAAGAAUUCACAAAAGAAGCAACGCACCUGCUCUUUUCAGCUAACCGGUGGGAGGAUAAGGAGCGAAUUGAAAAUUUAAUGCAGCCAUGCGAAUACACUCGGGUUAUCCUGUGUGACAGAUACAUUCUUUCUGGUAUAUCAUACUCCAUUGCCAAUGGAAUUCCAAAGGAGUUUGCCAUGGCAUCUGACAAGGGAAUGACUCUACCCGACCUGACCAUAUUCCUUGAUGUUUCUCCAGAGACCGCAUCUGCUCGUGCAGGGUUUGGUCUAGAAAUAUACGAGAAGAAGGAGUUUCAGCAAAAAGUAUAUACAGAGAUGAAGUGCCUUUUGGACAAGUACAGGCACACAGUCAUUCCAUCUGAAACGCAGGAAGAGAUGCAUAGAAUUGCACUGAAGCGUAUUUUAGAUCUAAUUGCAGAAUGA